UUUGAGAAGGAAAAACCUGAAGAUGGCAUGCAAAGGAAGGAACACGGACUGCAUGUCACGCAGUGUACUGAACUGGGAGCAGGUCAGCCGUCUGCAUGAGGUUCUUACAGAGGUGGUUCCGAUCCAUGGACGAGGUAACUUCCCAACGCUGAAGAUAACCCUGAAGGACAUUGUUCAGACUGUUCGGAGUAGGCUGAGCGAAGCGGGCAUUGUGGUACACGAUGUCCGUCUGAAUGGUUCUGCAGCUGGUCAUGUCCUGGUCAAGGAUAAUGGGCUGGGAUGCAAAGACCUGGAUCUCAUUUUCCAAGUUUCUCUUCCAAGCGAGGCAGAGUUUCAGUUAGUUCGAGAUGUGGUGUUGCGAUCCCUCUUGAAUUUCUUGCCAGAAGGCGUCAGCAAGCUAAAAAUCAGCCCAGUAACACUGAAGGAAGCCUACAUCCAGAAGCUAGUCAAAGUGUACACGGAGUCUGACCGCUGGAGCUUGAUAUCCCUUUCCAACAAACACGGCAGGAAUGUGGAGCUGAAGUUUGUAGACUGUAUAAAGCGACAGUUUGAGUUCAGUGUGGACUCCUUCCAAAUCAUACUGGACUCCCUGCUCUUUUACUAUGACUACUCGGAAACCCCCAUGUCGGAGCACUUCCAUCCAACUGUGAUUGGGGAGAGCAUGUAUGGAGACUUCGAAGCAGCUUUUGAUCACCUCCAGAACAAGCUGAUCGCUACCAAAAAUCCUGAAGAGAUCCGAGGUGGUGGGCUUCUGAAGUAUAGUAACCUCUUAGUACGAGACUUCAGGCCCAUGGAUAAGGAUGAGAUCAAAACGUUAGAGCGCUACAUGUGCUCCCGAUUCUUCAUAGACUUCCCAGACAUCCUGGAUCAGCAGCGCAAGCUAGAGACCUACCUCCAGAACCACUUCUCCAAAGAAGAAAGGAGCAAAUAUGACUACCUCAUGAUUCUGCGCCGGGUGGUGAAUGAGAGCACGGUCUGUCUCAUGGGACACGAGCGAAGGCAAACUCUCAACCUGAUUUCUCUGCUAGCACUCAAAGUAUUGGCAGAACAAAACAUCAUCCCUAACGCCACUAACGUUACCUGUUACUACCAGCCAGCAGCAUAUGUUAGCGAUGUAAACUUCAGCAACUACUACCUUGCAAAUGCUCCUGUGCCGUACAGCCAGUCCUACCCCACUUGGUUGCCCUGCAACUGAUUGUUUCACUUGAAU
Eurypyga helias (sunbittern) is the source of this 1210-nucleotide messenger RNA. It is a transcript of the gene TENT5C, whose product is annotated as family with sequence similarity 46, member C. The coding region runs from base 23 to 1195 and encodes 390 amino acids. Lineage: Eukaryota; Metazoa; Chordata; Aves; Eurypygiformes; Eurypygidae. The record is from RefSeq and is a predicted model, not a curated record. Gene Ontology annotation, molecular function: RNA binding; poly(A) RNA polymerase activity. The transcript has a single exon. Gene Ontology annotation, biological process: mRNA stabilization.